AUGUCCGGCCAGUCUCUGCCUCCACUCGACCUCCUCUUCCCCUUUCCCUCGCCGAGCUCCGACUCGUUCCUCACCCUCUCCACGCCCCCAGACACUGUCCUCGCGUCCCCUAUCAACUGCCAUCUCAGCCUCGACACUCUCGACGCCCUCGACAAGCUUGACCAGCAGGACAAGCUCUUCACUCCUCAGCCUCAGCCUACCAUCAACCCAAACCUCACACACGCCCAUCUGCCCUCCAUCCACAACGACAUCUUCACCACCGAUAAGCCGCGUCCCAAGCCGAUCGAGUCUGUGAAGCAGCAGAGCCCCGAGGUCAAGCCUGAUACGAGCAAGACGACCCCUUCCCCCAGCCCCCCCAAGCGCAAGGCCAAGGAGCUAAAGGACAAAGACUCCAAGGACUCUAAGGAUUCGAAGGACAACAAGAAGGCCGCGAAGAAGGACAUGGACGACUCCCACCAGCAGCCCCCGAUACGGCCCCGCCCCAUCGCCGCGGCUGCCAACAGCAGCACUGCUCCUGCCAUCGCGUCUUCCUCCACCGUCCUCAUCGAACGCCGCAAGCGUGGCCGGAAACGCUACUCCUGUGCCGAAUGCCGUCGUGAGCGCGUGGACAAGGAAGCUCGUGAGCGCGAGGCUCAAGCGGCCGCAGCCGAGAAGGCAGCCGCCGAGGACCCGAAGCCCACCCAGUCCCCCCGUGUGGCAACCUCGCCGCUUCGCAAGCUGGCGCACAGUUUCGAGAAGUGUGUCGUCGACACGACACCGGGCCAGCUGCGCAUGGACGAAGACGGCCAGACGCGGUACGUGGGUUCCCUCGCCGGCUCAGUGUACCUGCGCGAGGACCAGGAUGCCGACCGUCGUCCAUCCCUCAACGGUGCCAGUGACCCGGGAGCAGGCGACGUGCUCCAGGCGAUGGGGACACCGACGCUGCGCCGCGACCCCGUCGCUGAUGCGCGCUCCAAGCUCCCGCCCUGGAAGGAGGGAAGGCGCAUGGUGGAGCAAUACUGGGAGCAUGUCAACUGGAUCCACCAGGUCAUUCCCAAGAUCACAUUCGACAAGUACCUCAUCAUGGCGUACGACCCGAGCGCGCAACCCCAGUCGGCCCAGCUCGCGUGCGUGCUGCUCGUCAUGGCCCUCGGCGUCAUGUUUGACUUGACGCUGCCGCCGUUCCAUCCCCGGUGCCACGAGCUGUUCUUUGCCGCGCAAGACCUGCUCUCCGCUACCCGUUCUGAAAAGCCGAGCGUGACCCGCAUCCAGGCCCUGAGCCUGUUCGGAACCUUUGUGCUGAACGAUCAAAAUGGCGCAGAGGCCUUCUGGCCCAUCAUCGGAAGCACCCUCAAGUCAGCCUUGACUGUCGGUCUCCACCGUGACGGCGAAGCCUUCGGCUUGCCCGAGGACGAGGUGCAAGAGCGCCGCAAGGUUUUCUGGGAGCUGAUGGAGUACGACCGCGUGCAGGCCAUGACGUUCGGCCGUCCCUGCGGCCUCUCCAACCGACACAUGGACACCAAGAUGCCGAUCCCGGACAACCGGCUCUUCUUCGACGACUCUGGGUACCACCACGCAAAGCACUGCGUCGUGCAGAUGCUCGAGCGCGUGAACGAUACCCAGGUCCAGCCCACACCCGUCCCGUACACGACUGUUCUCGAGAUUGACGCGGAACUGCAGGAGUUCCGCAAGUCGCUCCCCGAAUCCCUCAUGUGCAGUAUCGCCAUCACCGACCUGCCCAUGAACGCGCAUCCGCAGACCGUGCUCCAGCGCCUGGGCAUCCGCCUCUUUAUCUCGGAAGCCAGGCUGCACCUCAACCGAGGCGCGUUCGUGCAAGCCCUCAAGGAGAACAGCACGGCACCCAGUCGCGGAACGUUCGGGGAGAGCUUCAUCGCGCUCUACGAGUCCGCACAGGAGAUCGUGCAGGUCGUCAAGGCGCUCGUGCUCUUCUCGCCCGCACUCGCCGAGCGCUGGUGGUUCUUCUGGUUCCACGCCUUCUCCGCCGCCGUCUGUCUCGCCGCGAUCAGCCUCGAAGCACCCGCAUCCGGCUUUGCGACGCCGGCGUACUCCGGCCUCAGCAUCGUGUGCGACCUCUCUGCCGCUGCUAGGGACGGCAGCCGCGUGCGUGACGGGCUCAACACGCUUCUUCAGCUGAGGAAGCGCGCCCAGGAGAGGCUCAAGGAGGGCGUCCGCUCCCCCGGCUCCGAGGACGACGAGGUGCGCAGGUUGCUGCUGGCUGAGCAGAGGGAGGCGCAGCCCCGCCGCCGCGUCUCGCCGCCCGGAGCGAGGGACCAGCAACUCCUCCAGCAGCCGCAGUUUGACAUGUCCGCCCAACAGGGGCAGGGGCAGGAGGAGAUGCAGGGCAUGGAGGAGCCGAUCGUCUCCACGGGACCCAUCAUGCCGCUCUGGCCGGAUGCGGCGAGUGCACUCGAGUAUGGACUCGCGCUCGAUGCGCUGGGACUGAAUGUGUUUGACUGGGACCAGGCGGCCUGA
This is a messenger RNA of Trichosporon asahii var. asahii CBS 2479, 2472 nucleotides long. Its product is annotated as transcriptional regulatory protein. Lineage: Eukaryota; Fungi; Basidiomycota; Tremellomycetes; Trichosporonales; Trichosporonaceae. The transcript is spliced from 4 exons. Gene Ontology annotation, biological process: DNA-templated transcription. Gene Ontology annotation, molecular function: DNA binding; zinc ion binding. The coding region runs from base 1 to 2472 and encodes 823 amino acids. The record is from RefSeq and is a predicted model, not a curated record.